AUGAGCCAUGAGGAUUCUGAUGUCCACAUAACAUUUGAUGAUCAACAAAAAAUCAAUAAGUUUGCAAGGCUUAACGCACGUGUUGAUGAAUACAGGGAYGAAUUAAAAUUGAAACAAACAACAUUAAAGAACUUGGAAGAUGCUUCUGAAGAGUUGAUGUUAUUAGACGAGGAUGAUUGUCCAAAUCUUCCAUACCUUUCUGGCGAAACUUUUGUAUAUUAUAACUUAGAAACAGCACAGAACAAUUUGGAAGAAUUGAAGAAAACUGUUGGAAAGGAGAUGAAGGAUAUUGAAACAAAAAUAAAAGAUAUUUCAUCAACUAUGAGUGAUUUAAAAUCACAUUUAUAUGGAAAAUUUGGUAACAAUAUAAACUUAGAAGCUGAAGAUUAAAAUAUGUAUAUUUCUUCAAUAAAAUUUUAUAAAAUUUCAUAUUAAAACUAAAA
Molecule: messenger RNA, 443 nt
Organism: Diuraphis noxia (Russian wheat aphid)
Lineage: Eukaryota; Metazoa; Arthropoda; Insecta; Hemiptera; Aphididae
Gene: Pfdn4
Product: prefoldin subunit 4
Biological process (GO): protein folding
Cellular component (GO): cytoplasm; prefoldin complex
Source: RefSeq, a predicted model, not a curated record